CACUUAAGCGGCGGCGCUCCGGCCGCGGCGGGGUCGUGUCAAGAUGUCGGCGGCGGUGCCGGAGCUGAAGCAGAUCAGCCGGGUGGAGGCCAUGCGCCUGGGGCCGGGCUGGAGCCACUCGUGCCACGCCAUGCUGUACGCCGCCAACCCCGGGCAGCUGUUCGGCCGCAUCCCCAUGCGCUUCUCGGUGCUGAUGCAGAUGCGCUUCGACGGGCUGCUGGUUCCCGGGGGCUUCGUGGACCGGCGCUUCUGGUCUCUGGAGGACGGUCUGAACCGGGUGCUGGGCCUGGGCCUGGGCUGCCUGCGCCUCACCGAGGCCGACUACCUGAGCUCCCACCUGACCGAGGGCCCGCACCGCGUCGUGGCGCACCUGUACGCACGGCAGCUGACGCUGGAGCAGCUGCACGCCGUGGAGAUCAGCGCGGUGCACUCGCGCGACCACGGCCUGGAGGUGCUGGGGCUUGUGCGAGUCCCCCUUUACACCCAGAAGGACCGAGUCGGUGGCUUUCCCAACUUCCUGAGCAACGCCUUUACCAGCACCGCCAAGUACCAGCUGCUCUUCGCUCUCAAGGUGCUCAACAUGAUGCCUGAGGAGAAGCUGGCUGAGGCCUUGGCUGCUGCCACCGAGAAGCAGAAGAAAGCCCUGGAGAAGCUCCUCCCAUCUUCCUCCUGAGCACAGUCUGCAGGCAGCUCCAGGACAUGGGAAGCACUGGCCGAGUGUGGAGAAUGACAUCAGCAGAGCCGCCACGGACAGGAAGGUCAGCACUGGCAGUCUCUCUCCUGUGGCCCUAUAUGUCUGGAAAGACUCCUCUGUGAAGCUAACAGAGUUUCCACAAUACCUGCUUGGCCUGGUAAGGAAAGCUGUGCUCUGGCCCUGCCUGAGCGUCUGUUCCACCUUAGAGCCUCGAUGAAGUGGCCAGCACGUGCGGGCAAAGGCGCUUCAUUCUGUAAAUAAAACAGCUGUACCUUG
This is a messenger RNA of Canis lupus familiaris (dog), 970 nucleotides long. It is a transcript of the gene NUDT16L1, whose product is annotated as nudix hydrolase 16 like 1. The record is from RefSeq and is a predicted model, not a curated record. Gene Ontology annotation, molecular function: snoRNA binding. Gene Ontology annotation, cellular component: nucleus. NCBI's taxonomy places the organism in Eukaryota, Metazoa, Chordata, Mammalia, Carnivora, Canidae.